Exophiala bonariae is the source of this 1899-nucleotide messenger RNA. It is a transcript of the gene ARB1, whose product is annotated as ABC transporter ATP-binding protein arb1. Lineage: Eukaryota; Fungi; Ascomycota; Eurotiomycetes; Chaetothyriales; Herpotrichiellaceae. The transcript has 3 exons. Gene Ontology annotation, molecular function: ATP hydrolysis activity; ATP binding. The coding region runs from base 1 to 1899 and encodes 632 amino acids. The record is from RefSeq and is a predicted model, not a curated record.
AUGCCAGUCUCAUCAUCCAAAGCCGCUCGUCUUGCGAAGAAGGGUGAGAAGAAGACGGCUGCAUCCAGACUCUCCUCCAAGGCUGCAUCAAGGAAUGCCUCCACCAACGGAUCCAAAGCAUCUUCCGUCGCUGGUGACGAUGACCCUCCUAUGCUCGACGAAGACGAAAUCGACACUCCUGCAACUGGAGCCGAUAAAAUGGAAAAGGUCAAGAAAUUGACUGAACAGAUGGAUAAACACGGUCUUUCCGACAGAGUGACAACCGGUGUUUUGGCUUCCCUCGAGGCCAGUCGCGAUGUCAAAAUCAUUUCAGCCUCUCUAGUCUUCCACGGUAAAGUUCUUAUUGCCGACUCUACAAUCGAAGUUACUUCUGGCCGAAGAUACGGCCUCCUCGGUGAGAAUGGUUGUGGCAAAUCAACACUCUUGAAGGCCAUUGAAAAGAGAGAAUAUCCCUUCCCAGAACAUGUCGACAUUUAUCUUCUCAAUGAAGGUGCACCAGCAACCGACUUGGGUGCUCUCGAGUGGGUUAUCAAAGAAGCCGAGAAGGAGGUCAAGAGAUUGGACGAUUUGGCUGAAGAGAUCCUGGAAAAGGAGGGCCCAGAAAGUCCCGCGUUGAUGGAUAUUUAUGAGCGUUCCGAGGCCAUGGAUCCAAAUACCUUCGAAGUGCGCGCCUCCCUCAUCCUCACCGGUCUUGGUUUCAACAAGAAGACAAUCCACAAGAAGACCAAAGACAUGUCUGGUGGUUGGAGAAUGCGUGUUGCCCUUGGUAGAGCUCUAUUCGUCAAACCUUCUCUACUACUUCUUGAUGAUCCCACUGCACAUCUUGAUCUCGAAGCCUGUGUGUGGCUUGAAGAAUACAUGAAGAAGUGGGACAAGACUUUGAUUCUGGUUUCACAUUCCAUGGACUUUUUGAAUGGUGUUUGCACAAACAUGAUCGAUAUGAGAGAAAAGAAGCUGAUCUACUAUGGUGGUAAUUACGAUUCCUACAUGAAGACACGAUCCGAGCAAGAGACCAAUCAACAAAAGGCCUACCUCAAACAACAGGACGAAAUUGUUCAUAUCAAAAAAUUCAUCGCCUCGGCUGGUACCUAUGCCAAUUUGGUCAGACAAGCCAAGUCUCGACAGAAGAUCCUGGAUAAGAUGGAGGCUGAUGGUUUCAUUCAACCAGUCAUCCAAGAUCGUGUCUUCACCUUCCGAUUCGCUGAUGUCGACAAACUUCCUCCCCCAGUCCUGUCCUUCGAUGACGUGACUUUCAGCUAUUCAGGCAAGCCGGAGGACAACUUGUAUGAGAAUCUCGAUCUAGGUGUCGACAUGGACAGCAGAACAGCUCUUGUGGGACCUAACGGUGUCGGUAAAUCGACAUUGUUGCGUAUCAUGACUGGCAAGCUCAGCCCAACAUCAGGAAGUGUCAGUAGACAUACUCAUUUGAAGCUUGGUUUGUAUUCUCAGCACUCUGCAGAUCAAUUGGACCUGACCAAGUCGGCCCUCGAUUUUGUUCGUGACAAGUAUGCCUCAACUUCACAAGAUUACCAAUACUGGAGACAACAGCUUGGUCGCUAUGGUCUUUCUGGUGAAUCUCAGACUGCCUUGAUGGGUACUCUGUCUGAAGGUCAACGAUCACGUGUCGUCUUCGCUCUUCUCGCAAUUGAGAGUCCCAACAUGUUACUUUUGGACGAACCUACCAACGGUUUGGAUAUUCCCACCAUUGACUCACUUGCGGAUGCUAUCAAUGCUUUCUCGGGUGGUGUCGUUGUUGUGUCUCACGAUUUCAGAUUGCUCGAUAAAAUUGCCAAAGACAUCAUGGUCUGCGAAAACAAGACAGUCCGACGCUGGGACGGAUCGAUCGGAGCAUACAAGAACCACCUGCGAAAGAAGAUGGUGUCUAUGGGACAAGUCUAA